Periophthalmus magnuspinnatus is the source of this 1521-nucleotide messenger RNA. RefSeq names its product DNA primase subunit 1 (gene prim1). The record is from RefSeq and is a predicted model, not a curated record. The transcript has 13 exons. NCBI's taxonomy places the organism in Eukaryota, Metazoa, Chordata, Actinopteri, Gobiiformes, Gobiidae. Gene Ontology annotation, biological process: DNA replication, synthesis of primer. Bases 104 to 1375 code for a protein of 423 amino acids. Gene Ontology annotation, cellular component: alpha DNA polymerase:primase complex.
GUCUUUUCCCGCGUCGUAGCAAAACACAGCAGCAUCAGACUGUCAGCAUUCGUUUUUUGUUCUAUUUAGUUUUGAUAUAGGAUAUUUUAUUAAAGUUAAAGCCAUGCUAACUUUAGAUUACGACCCGGCUUCUCUUCCUGAUUUGCUACCAUUGUACUAUCGGCGUCUGUUCCCCUUUGCACAGUAUUAUCGCUGGCUAAACUAUGGAGGAGUCCAAAAGAAUUAUUUCCAGAAUCGUGAGUUUUCCUUCACUCUCAAAGAUGAUAUUUAUGUACGCUACCAGUCCUUCACCACUCAGGGCGAACUGGAGAAAGAAAUGCAGAAGAUGAACCCCUACAAGAUCGACAUCGGAGCCGUGUACAGCCACAGGCCAAACCAGCACAACACAGUGAAGUCUGGGAGCUUUCAGGCUCUAGAGAAGGAGCUGGUGUUUGAUAUCGAUAUGACGGAUUAUGACGACGUCCGAAGCUGCUGCAGUGCUGCGGACAUCUGCUCAAAGUGCUGGACCUUAAUGACCAUUGCAAUCCGUAUUCUGGAUAGAGCUCUGCGAGAGGACUUUGGCUUCCAGCACCUGUUGUGGGUCUACUCUGGGAGGAGAGGUAUCCACUGUUGGGUUUGUGAUGAAGCAGCUCGGAAGCUGUCUGUGGCGGCUCGUUCCGCUGUGGCCGAGUACCUCAGUCUGGUCAAGGGUGGUGAAGACACAGUGAAAAAGGUGAUUCUGUCUGAUCCAAUUCAUCCGUUCAUCAAGGAGUCCCUUACAGUGGUGGAACGGUACUUCAGCCGAUACGCACUACACGAACAAGACAUCCUUGGGCGAAAAGAGACAUUAGACAAAGUACUAGCCCUUGUACCAGAAGAUGUAAGAAAAGAACUACAGCAGGACUUUCAGAAUGAGAAGAAGCCAGAAACUCGCUGGAAAUUAAUCAGAGACUAUGCCAAGAAAAACAAGGGUGCUAACAAGAAGAGCCAUCAUUUUGAAAAAGAAAUCAUGUUGCAGUAUUGCUACCCACGCCUUGAUGUCAAUGUCAGUAAAGGAGUCAACCAUUUACUGAAGAGCCCAUUCAGUGUCCAUCCCAAAACAGGCCGCAUUUCAGUUCCCAUUGACCUGAAGGAAUUAGAGAAAUUUGAUCCAUUUGCUGUGCCCACAAUCAGUUUAAUUUGUGAGGAGCUGGAUCGCCCCAAACCCGGAGAAGACGAUGAAAAAGUUGAUGACAAGGAAAAUGAAAAGGAUGCAGUGGAGAGACGGAAAAUUAGAGACUAUAAAAGAACCAGUUUGGCCAAGUAUGUUAGAUAUUUUGACCAGUUCCUUGAUGAUGUUGCCCGAUCUUGGAAAGGAGAGCUUCUCAGAAAAAGUGAUCUUCAGAAAGAAUUUUAAAUGUGGUCAAAAAGAAGCACUGGCAAGAUCAUUAAAAUGCAUCUAUGUUUCAUAUUGGUGUUGGGCCAUGUUUAAACAUCUUGUCACUGUUCUACCAAUAUUUUGUAAGUGUCUUAACUGUAAAAUAAAUCUUGUUUUGAUAAUUA